UCUCCCUUCCGCUCUCAAGCCUCUCCCCUCCUUCACUCCCUCCCUCCCUCCCUCCCAGAGAGAGAAGCGACACCUCACCCAACUCCGUUCCGUUUCUUUCUCUCUCUAAACUAAGUGUUCUUUCAUUUCUUCAGUUUUAGCUCUCGUAAAUAGAUAGCUUUUAGCUCGUUCGCGGUUGUUGAUAUGUAAUGAUCUUUCCUUUUUCUUCCUAGAAAGGUAGUUGCCUAAGAGGAAAAGAGAAAGAAAUCAGAGUUUGCUUCGAUUCCCGAAGAAAUUGAAGGAAGAUAGAGAAUUUUUACUACUAUAUUCGAAUUCAAAAAGAAUCGAUCGUGAUGGCGUCAACUGCGAUCUCGAAUCAUCCUGUAACUAAUUCCAACUUCGAUCGCUCAAAAAGAAAAAAGAAGAAGAAAUCGCAAGCUCAAUCCAAGGAGAAUCAGAUUCAAGACCACGCUAAAUGGAAAACCGAAGCUCAGCAACAAAUCUACUCCACUAAACUAAUCCAAGCCUUGAGCCAAGUUCGUCUUACCCCUUCUUCUCCUUCGGCUCCCCGCCAAGGCCGAGCUGUUAGAGAAGCCGCUGAUAGAGCCCUGGCCUUCGCUGCUAAGGGGAGAACAAGGUGGAGCCGUGCCAUAUUGACUAGCCGAAUCAAGCUCAAGUUCAGGAAGCAGAACAAGAGGCAGAGAGUGGUGGCGUCUUCUGCUGUCUCGACGGUUACUGGAACUAGCCGAUCGAAGAAGCCGAGAUUUAGCGUUUUGAGGUUGAAAGGGAAGAGUUUACCAGCUGUGCAAAGGAAAGUUGGUGUUCUAGGCCGGUUGGUUCCUGGUUGCCGUAAGCAACCUUUGCCUGUUAUCCUAGAAGAAGCUACUGACUAUAUAGCUGCUUUGGAGAUGCAAGUUCGAGCCAUGAGCGCUCUUGCUGAACUGCUCUCUGGCUCCAGUUCAAGCUCCGGCGCCGGCGCUAGUUCCGGCCCGAGGCCGACGAGCUGAGCCAGUCUACGCCCAUGGGCGGAUGUCAUUUCGGGGUUCUUCAAUAUAUUUUUCUUAAUUUUUCAUCUUCUCCCACUUUCUCUCAGUAAUCUCUUGUUAAAUACCUGUCCACUUCCUCUUUUCGAUUUGUCCCUUUUUUCUAUCUCACAUUACUUCUUUAAAAAAAAUGUUCUCUUUUGAAUCCUUUAGCAGGGAAUAAUCAACCUGUGAAAACUUUCACUCACAAUCUGUUGAACUGGUUUGAUAUCUCCUAUAGGAAAAUUUUUCCAUUAAUCUGUAGUUGCCUUUGUGUAUAUUAUCAGCAUAUGGAUGUUUUUGGGCUGCAAGGGUUGUUUUCUUCAAUUAUUUGUAUAUACUGCACAGGCUUUUGCUUAAUGGGUUUUGACCUCUCCAUCUCAAAA
Molecule: messenger RNA, 1387 nt
Organism: Manihot esculenta (cassava)
Lineage: Eukaryota; Viridiplantae; Streptophyta; Magnoliopsida; Malpighiales; Euphorbiaceae
Product: transcription factor bHLH147
Exons: 2
Coding region: 333-986 (217 amino acids)
Biological process (GO): regulation of DNA-templated transcription
Molecular function (GO): protein dimerization activity
Source: RefSeq, a predicted model, not a curated record